Messenger RNA from Exophiala mesophila, 1899 nucleotides. RefSeq names its product arginine metabolism regulation protein II. Bases 1 to 1899 code for a protein of 632 amino acids. The transcript is spliced from 4 exons. Gene Ontology annotation, biological process: regulation of DNA-templated transcription. Lineage: Eukaryota; Fungi; Ascomycota; Eurotiomycetes; Chaetothyriales; Herpotrichiellaceae. Gene Ontology annotation, molecular function: zinc ion binding; DNA-binding transcription factor activity, RNA polymerase II-specific. The record is from RefSeq and is a predicted model, not a curated record.
AUGCCAAACCCUCAAAAGAGAACCAGAGAAUUCAAGCCAAAGACCAAGACAUUUACAGGAUGUUGGACCUGCCGUGGUCGCAAGGUCAAAUGUGAUGCUAGCCGCCCUAAGUGCCUGCGAUGCAAGAAGUCCAAUCUCCCAUGUGAAGGCUAUGACUUGAAGUUGUACUGGGUUACCGAUGAGGAUACUGUUGCGCCUUCCGCUAUCAAGCGGCAGGCGAUGACAUUGGAGGGCCUUCGACUCUGGCCGUUUCAACUUGAUGAAGUUGACAAGCAGCUUGCGGAUAUCGACAGCUAUGAAGCUCAGAACCUGCCCUUCAUAUCGUUCAGAAGAGGCGGUUUCACCGUUUUCCCAACAAACCUCCAUCAACUGACAGACGCGACUCCUGAAUAUCCAGAUUCCAAUGUGGACUACUCCACGAUAGGCCCGUUCGCCAGCACAACUUCCGACAUCGACACGCUGGCUUCUCCUUCCAUCUUUGACGCUGAUAUCGACUCGGUUUCGGGUGUUCCAGACACUGAGGAUAUUACAACCAUUGCAAGAUCCUCUGUUGUGGCAUCCCCAACAGCAUUCUCUCUGAGCCUAGCCAUAUUCCAAGAUCCACUGAUUGAUCGACUGAUGAAAAACUAUGUAGAAAACAUUGCUAACGUCCUGCCGCCACUUCCUCAUCCAGAGAGCCCCUAUGCUUCCAUAUAUGUCCCGAACGCCAUGGUUGGAGCAGCAAAUCUGAUUUUUGGUUUCGGAGCUCCAGUCUCUGAUCUUCCCGCCAGUAAUGUUGCCGUCUUCUAUGCCUUACUGGCAAGCUCGGCAUUUCAGAUUCGAGGGCCGGAUUCGUCCGGGGAUUCCACCUUUGAUGUGAUAGCUCGAUCUUUUCGCGCCAAGGCCUUCGCAUCCCUACAAAAAGCUUUCAACGAGCCAGCCACUUCCACGGAGAAUCACACCCUCGCGAGCACGUCAGAAGUUGCCAUAUCCCAUUUUGAGACCAUCAUCUCGGCCAUGCUGGCGUUUCAAUCGAUGGAUGUCAUGGAGGGUUCGAUGAGCGAAUACUGGAUACACUUGGAAGGUGUUGCUCGGCUGGGGAAACAACUGCGGGCUGAAGGAAGAGCCUCUCCGCUUCUGGAUCGCCUCAUUACGAAUUCCUCAUUUCUCUCCACUCUUGCAAACACAACUUCCUUGGAUCUGCCUCAGAUACCAUGGUCUGAAGAUGAGGACAUCGAUAACAUGGAUCUCGACUAUCAAUACUCGAGCGCUGGACACGGUCUCGAAGUCACAUAUGGCAUCACACCAACCCUUGCUCAUCUCAUGCGCCUGAUGGUUCUGAGGGCCCAGAAUAUCUCAUACUAUGCGUCAAACGCGAUCCCACUUCCCUUGGCUCUGGUCUCCGCUUGCAGGAAACUCUCUGAUGCGCUGGAUCAAUGGUCGUUAGAAUCGGAGUUGCUGUCGUUUCUGUUUCCCUCAGAGUCGGACACUCUCGAGUCCAGUAUUCCAUUUCAACUGGCGAAGAACCAUGUCCUCGCUUUCGCAUACAGCUUGCGCGUGUACUAUCACACACGCAUCCUGCCAUGCUCCCAAUCAGAGAUGGCACAGUAUGUGCAACUUGUCGCGCAGCAAUUAAUAGUCCUGGAAGAUAUUAAAGCGGGGGCAGGUUAUGACACCAAUUUUGCGGCCACAAUUACCUGGCCUGGCUUCAUCGCUUCUUGUGAAGCAGAAAGUGGCGAUGCGCGUGAGGUUUGGUACCGUUGGUGGAACCGGAUGCUCAAGCACCGGAUAGGCAACAUUACCUCACUUUGGGAAGUUGUUCAGCAGGCUUGGGCUUUGAAAGACGAUGAGGGUUCGACUGAGGUGCCGGGUUGGAUGCCAGUCUUGCGCCGCACAGGGAGGAGAAUCCUCGCCAUAUGA